Hyla sarda is the source of this 3284-nucleotide messenger RNA. RefSeq names its product guanylate cyclase 2G-like. Gene Ontology annotation, biological process: protein phosphorylation; cGMP biosynthetic process; intracellular signal transduction. The record is from RefSeq and is a predicted model, not a curated record. Gene Ontology annotation, molecular function: protein kinase activity; guanylate cyclase activity; ATP binding. NCBI's taxonomy places the organism in Eukaryota, Metazoa, Chordata, Amphibia, Anura, Hylidae.
GUGAGCCCGUAUGCCGCUUAUCUCCAUGACUCCAUCUUACUGUAUGCCUUAGGUUUGAGAGAGGUUCUUCAGCAGGGGCGUAACAUCACAGAUGGACGAGCCUUGGUGGAAAGACUAAGAGGAUACAAUGAGACCCAGCUGUAUGGGGUGACUGGGCUGCUGAGCAUUGAUGAGAACGGGGAACGAUUCAUGGACUAUGCCAUCUACGACUUGCAGCCGGUGGGUAACGCCUCUCGCUUUGUGCCUGUUCUGCAAUAUGACAGCUACAGAAAACAGAUCAGCCCUACAGGUGCCUUAUCCCAGAUCAGCUGGCCGGGAACGACUCGCCCUUCAGACACACCGGACUGCGGGUUCAACAACGAGCUCUGCAAAAUAACCCUAACUAGCAGUCCGGUCAAUGCGCUGAUCAUCACCCUCACCUUCACCGCUGUGGCCGGGAUCAUUUUUGUAUUAUUUCUUCUCGUUCAGAAGGGACAACUUAAGAGACAGUUUGGAAAAGAUUCCUGGUGGCUAAUAAAAUAUGAAGACAUCUCCAUAAUAAAAGAGGGCAAGGUGAUUGCUGCGGAGGACGGGAGCAGGAGAUCAGAUUUACCGGGGGAAUGGUGGGUGAACCAUCCUGGGACCCCCUCGAGUACUCCAUCUAAACUGCAUGGCAGUCUCGGAUCCAGCGCCCUCAUCUCCAGCAAUACAAGCUACGGCUUCACGGACAAACAAGGCAAAGAGAUAUUCUACUCCAUCAUAGGUGUCUACCAGGGUAAUAAUGUUGCUGUGAAGUAUGUCACCGACCAAACAGCUGGAUUUCGAGUCAGGAAGCCGUCUAUCCUAAAAGAAUUCCGUAUAAUCUCCGAGCUGAAGCACGAGAAUCUGCUCACCAUUUUUGGCGUCUGCAUUGAACCCCCUAAUGUUUGUGUUGUGACCCAGUAUUGCAAGAAGGGGAGCCUGAAGGACGUGCUGCAGAAUAGUGAUAUAGAGCUGGACUGGGUCUUCAAGCUUUCCUUUGCUCAUGACAUUGUCAGUGGCAUGAAAUUUCUGCACAGCAGCCCCCUGACCUCUCAUGGCAACCUGAAGCCAACAAACUGCCUGGUGGAUAGUCGGAUGCAAGUGAAACUCUCCGGCUUCGCUUUAUGGGAAUUCAAACAUGGAACCACCCAUAGAGAGAUCACCGCCAAGAAUAUCAACUACUCCGAACUUUACUGGACGGCUCCUGAGCUCCUGCGGAUGGAACGGUUCCUGUUCCGGGGCACCCAGAAGGGAGACGUGUACAGUUUCGCCAUCAUUAUGAGGGAGCUGAUACACAACCAUGAGGACGGACCCUACCAGGAGUUAUACAUGCAGCCACACGAAAUUAUCGGCAGAAUAAAAAACCCCGAUGCCGUCGUCCCUCUGAGACCGACCCUCUCUGUGGACAAAUGUAACGAGCGGAUCAUCAUCAUGCUGAAAAUGUGCUGGGACGAAAACCCAGAUCGCCGCCCGUCCUUCGCCUCUAUAAGGAGAAGCCUGAGAGGAGCCAGCCCUGAGGGCCAUGUCAGCAUCUUGGACAACAUGGUCAAUAAGCUGGAGAAAUACGCCAAUCACUUGGAGGAGGUGGUGGAGGAGAGGACGGUGCAGCUGAUGGCCGAGAAGAAGAAGACCGAGAAGCUGCUGUCCACCAUGUUACCAAGUUUGGUUGCAGAGCAGCUCAUGGCCGGUAAAUCGGUGGAGCCGGAAAACUUCAGCUCGGUGACCAUCUUCUUCUCGGACAUUGUGGGGUUCACCACCCUCUGCUCCUCCAGCUCGCCCCUCCAGGUUGUGGGUUUACUCAAUGACCUGUACAGCUUGUUUGAUGAGAUUAUCAAGACGUACGAUGUGUAUAAGGUGGAAACCAUUGGAGAUGCUUACAUGGUCGCCAGUGGUCUCCCCAUCCGCAAUGGGCUUAGGCAUGUAGAAGAAAUCGCCACCAUGUCCCUGCACUUCUUAAGCGCCAUGCUGAGCUUCAGAAUCCAACAUAAGCCAGAAGAGAAGCUGAAGCUGCGGAUUGGCCUGAACACUGGCACGGUGGUGGCUGGGGUGGUGGGCGUGAUGAUGCCAAGGUACUGUCUGUUUGGGGAUACAGUUAAUACCGCCUCACGGAUGGAAAGCAACAGUUUACCUCUGCGGAUUCACAUCUCUGAGACAACGGCCAGCGCAUUGGAAGAAAUCGGAGGCUAUGUUAUCACGGAAAGAGGAUGGAUCCAGAUUAAGGGGAAAGGAAGACUGAAAACUUAUUGGCUAAAGGGUAAAGUUGGAUUCCAAAUGCCCCUACCAGAUAUUACAGAUGAUGUAGAAGAACCUCUCUCUGGGUCAUUUGAGGCAGAAAAGCUGAGUAUCUAAUCUGUAUCCUCUGGAUGAUUAUACUGGAUAUGGAAGUGAUGAUGAUCGCCCCUUCUAGACCCUGGAUUCCUGAUCUUCAUAUCUUAUCUCUUUAUAUAUUAUCUGUAUAUAAUAAUAAUAAUAUUAAUGAUGCCGAUUCUCCAUAUUGGUUGUGAGAUGUCUGGUCACAUUUGGCGCCACCACAAGACCCUGUGCGGAGGGUGAAAUAAACAGCAGACAAAAUACCCCUCUACCCCUAAAAUAUACAGGAGCGUAGAGUUAUACAUGUACAGAAAGUCUACAACAAGCCAGAGCCAAGGAGAUGAUUAAUGUAUUAUAUUUAUAUAUAUAUAGUGGGGAAAAAAAGUAUUUAGCAGCCACCAACCUGUAAUUUUCAUCAUAGGUUAUAACCUCAACUAUGAGAGACAUAAUGGGGGGUAAGAAUACAAGAAAUCACAUUGUAGGAUUUCUAAUGAAUUAAUUGGUAAAUUCCUCGGUAAAAUAAUUAUUUGGUCACCUACAAACAAGCAAGAUUUCUGGCUCUCACAGACCUGUAACUUCUCCUAUAAGGGUCUCCUCUGUCCUCCACUCGUUACCUGUAUUAAUGGCCCCUGUUUGAACUUGUUAUCAGUAUAAAAGACACCUGUCCACAACCUCAGUCACACUCCAAACUCCACUAUGGCCAAGACCAAAGAGCUGUCGAAGGACACCAGAAACAAAAUUGUAGACCUGCACCAGGCUGGGAAGACUGAAUCUGACAUAGGCAAGCAGCUUGGUGUGAAGAAAUCAACUGUGGGAGCAAUUAUUAGAAAAUGGAAGACAUACAAGACCACUAAUAAUCUGCCUCGAUCUGCGGCUUCAAGCAAGAUCUCACCCCGUGGGGUCAAAAUGAUCACAAGAACGGUGAGCAAAAAUCCCAGAACCACACGGGGGACCUAGUGAAUGACCUGCAGAGA